Messenger RNA from Uloborus diversus, 1062 nucleotides. It is a transcript of the gene Rpn11, whose product is annotated as 26S proteasome non-ATPase regulatory subunit 14. Gene Ontology annotation, cellular component: proteasome regulatory particle, lid subcomplex. Bases 58 to 993 code for a protein of 311 amino acids. The transcript is spliced from 11 exons. Gene Ontology annotation, molecular function: protein binding; proteasome binding; metallopeptidase activity. Lineage: Eukaryota; Metazoa; Arthropoda; Arachnida; Araneae; Uloboridae. The record is from RefSeq and is a predicted model, not a curated record. Gene Ontology annotation, biological process: proteasome-mediated ubiquitin-dependent protein catabolic process; protein deubiquitination.
GAAUUCUAAAAUUUGCAAUUUCAUUUUCAAGUUCUCUGUUUACACGAAUUCAUUGUAAUGGACCGACUUUUAAGACUUGGCGGUGGUUUAGCUGGUCUCGGACAAGCUCCGCCUCCAACAGAUGGAGCAGUGGUGGAUACUGCGGAGCAAGUCUACAUAUCCUCCUUGGCCCUCUUGAAGAUGCUGAAGCAUGGUAGGGCUGGUGUGCCCAUGGAAGUCAUGGGACUGAUGCUGGGAGAGUUUGUCGACGACUACACUGUCAGGGUCAUCGACGUCUUCGCCAUGCCCCAGUCUGGAACGGGCGUCAGUGUAGAAGCAGUGGAUCCUGUGUUUCAAGCGAAAAUGUUGGACAUGUUAAAACAGACUGGAAGGCCCGAGAUGGUGGUGGGGUGGUACCACUCCCACCCUGGGUUUGGUUGCUGGUUAUCGGGGGUGGACAUCAAUACCCAGCAGAGCUUCGAAGCUCUAUCGGAGAGGGCAGUGGCCGUUGUGGUGGACCCCAUACAGAGCGUCAAGGGCAAGGUGGUGAUCGAUGCCUUCCGCCUGAUCAAUCCCAACAUGGUGGUUUUGGGACAGGAACCCAGGCAGACUACCUCCAAUCUGGGACAUCUGACCAAGCCAUCUAUACAGGCCUUGAUCCAUGGGCUGAACAGGCAUUAUUAUUCAAUCUCCAUCAACUACAGAAAGAAUGAGCUGGAGCAAAAGAUGCUCCUGAACCUGCACAAGAAGAGCUGGAUGGACGGAUUGAUGCUCCAGGACUACAACGAGCACUCUGUCAUCAACGAGAAGACCGUCACGGAGAUGCUGGAGCUGGCCAAAGCGUACAACAAGAGUUUGGAAGAGGAAGACAAGAUGACACCAGAGCAGCUAGCAAUAAAGAACGUUGGCAAGCAGGAUCCCAAGAGGCAUUUGGAGGAGCAUGUGGACUCCCUGAUGAAUUCCAACAUAGUGCAGUGCCUGGGAGCCAUGUUGGAUACCGUUGUCUUCCAGUGAACCAUCUCUCUCUGUCGGAAUUUUAUAUUUAUGGAAGCAUAUAUUAAAGCGUACCAUUUUUUUUCCAUC